Molecule: messenger RNA, 2819 nt
Organism: Oryzias latipes (Japanese medaka)
Lineage: Eukaryota; Metazoa; Chordata; Actinopteri; Beloniformes; Adrianichthyidae
Gene: ferry3
Product: FERRY endosomal RAB5 effector complex subunit 3
Biological process (GO): regulation of mast cell degranulation
Cellular component (GO): cytoplasm
Source: RefSeq, a predicted model, not a curated record
UUUUGACGACAUGCGGCUUCCGUAGGCAACGGUCAGCUGACUGGGACAAAAACAAGCUAGCUAGUUUUCGCAGCAACGGAAAUCACCUCAGUAUAUACAUUCAGGCUCAGGCAUCAGCAUGAAGAAGAGCAAAGGGAAAGCAAGCAGUUCCACCAAAAAGGAGUUUGUGUUUGAUUUCAGGGCAGGAAAAUACAACUGUGUCCUUAAGGUGCCCCUACAGUUUCCUGCCCAGGUCAACGUCAGUGACCUUCACGGACGACUCAUGAUGCUUCAUAAAAUACCAUGUUUCAUUGAAAACGAGCUUAAAGUCUCCCUUUUCAACUUCAUUGAGAAAGAAACCCUUCUGGAAUAUGAGCGAGAGGCCGAGCUGGCCCUGCAGAGACUCUCAACCGGAGAAGUGGAUGUAAACCACCUCGCCAGCGCAUGGAGCAGGUCGUAUGUGGAGACGACACUGGAGCACGCUCGCCCUGAAGAGCCCAGCUGGGAUGAAGACUUUGCUGACGUUUACCAUGAACUGAUCCACUCUCCUGCCUCAGAUACUCUCCUUAACCUGGAGCACAACUAUUUCGUUAGCAUCUCUGAGCUCAUCAGUGAGAGAGACAUGGAGAUCAAGAAGCUACAAGAAAGGCAAGCGGCAGAAAUGGACAAAGUGAUGCACGAGCUGGGGAGUACUCUGAGUGACCAUGAUGUAAAUGCAGUUGCUUCUCAACAUUUUGAUGCUCAGCAGGUUUUGGAGAACAAGUGGAGUACUGAGCUGCAGCAAGUGACGACCAUUCAGAAGCAGGAAUAUCAAGAGUGGGUCAUCAAGCUGCACCAGGAUCUGCAGAAAUCCAACAACAGCAGCCAAAUCAAUGAGGAGAUAAAGGUUCAGCCCAGCCAGCUGUCAGAAGCUGCAGAUUCGGGGGUGAGGAUGUUUGAGGAGCAGCCUCAGCUGGAGGAAAGCUUCACUAUCCACUUAGGGGCGCAGCUGAAGACGAUGCAUAACCUGCGGCUGGUCCGAGCAGAAGUGCUGGAUUUCUGCAAACACCGGCGAUACGGCAGCAGCGGAGCAAAGCUGCGGCGCCUGCAGACGGCGCUGUCGCUGUACUCGUCCUCGCUCUGCGGGCUGGUGCUGCUGGUGGACAACAGAGUCAACUCCUACAGUGGCAUCAAGAGAGACUUUGCGACGGUGGCCAAGGAGUGCACGGACUUCCACUUUCUGAGUCUGGAGGAGCAGCUGGAGGAGGUGCAGCAGGUGGUGCUCUAUGCCAGGGCUCAGCGCAGCAGCAAGCCCAAAGACCAGCCCGAAAUUCAAAAGAAUGGAGGUGACGAAAAGAACAAAAGCUUUGAAAGAAAUUCCUCAAAUAUAUUACCAGGCGAGUUCUACAUCACACGACAUUCCAACCUGUCAGAGGCUCACGUUGUCUUUCAUAUGUGUGUGGACGACAACGUCCGCUCGGGCAACAUCACGGCGCGCGACCCCGCCAUCAUGGGCUUGAGGAACAUCCUGAAGGUCUGCUGCACGCAUGACAUCACGACCAUCACCAUCCCCCUGCUGCUGGUGCAUGACAUGUCCGAGGAGAUGACUAUCCCUUGGUGUCUCAAGAGGGCCGAGCUGGUGUUCAAAUGUGUCAAAGGUUUUAUGAUGGAAAUGGCAUCGUGGGAUGGAGGUAUAUCACGCACGGUCCAGUUUGUGGUGCCAAAGAGUAUCUCAGAGGAGAUGUUCUACCAGCUGAGCAACAUGCUACCUCAGAUCUUCAGAGUCUCCUCGACACUCACCCUCACUUCAAAGCGCUGAUGAUGUCUUCACAAGCAGGACUCAGUCUUAUUGAUUCUAGAGGAAACACCGACAUGCACUGGAGUUAUGCUCUUGGAAUCUAAGAUAUUUGUCAAAUAGCAAAUUAAAUGUGACUAUUAGAAAACAAAAAUGUUAUAUGUUGGAUUUAUAGCACUAACCGCGACGGUGCAAACAAAGAGAAUACAGGAGAGAACUCCUUUUUCCUCCUCCGGUGGGACUUUUCAAAGAUGAUUGGACUCUCUGGCUCACCAAAAGCAGCUACUGCAAUUAUCUUUUUUUUCUCUCUAGAGUGCAACUUUGAUGACAAUAUCAUAUCACAUCAGCUGCAAGUAUUCCAGUUUUGCUAAGGAGCAGUAAUUUGUCGCCAGUUUCUAUUCACAGUACAGUUAAGCAAAGGAUUUACCUUUGGGUUUGAGCACUAAAAAGAUGCAAAACAAGCAAGCAACUACAAAAAAAAACCCUCUACUACGUUUUGAUUGUAUGCAAUUCAAUAAAUCUGAGGAACAUUUAGGUCCAGUUGUGUUAUGUACUGAAAUCCACCAUAGAAGUAUUUUAUUUUUUAUUACAAAGAAUCUUGUAUGUGAACGGCCUCUAAUCCCAUUCAUCUGUUUAUGAACGCCUUCGUGAAAGAGGACAGCCCUUUUCAUCCACGUAGCAGAUUACUCUGUUUAAUAUCACGCUUGAUUGGCGUUGUGUAGAAUUUGAGGCCUUCCUCACGCUGCCAUAAAGACCAGUUUCUUUCCUCCCCAAACGAGAUGUUACUGGGCAAUUAUUAGUUUUUGCUGUUUUAACGGUACGUCACAAAGGCUGUGACAAAAUAUUCUCUUUGAAUGUGGAACAUUCUGGUAUGCAGCCCCUUUCUUCUGCCUGUGCAGCAGCAGAUGACACUGUUCUUAAUCCCAUCACUUCCAUUAAACAUUAGGGUUAGGGUUAACAGCAACGUUUGUUAUUGUUCUUUCAGGAGGUUUGUGUCAAAUAAAUUUGCUUUUUGAUGGAUUUUUUUUUAACUUUGUUUAAAUAAAAAACUGCAAUUUUGUGUUUU